This is a messenger RNA of Ostreococcus tauri, 1044 nucleotides long. Its product is annotated as Fatty acid hydroxylase. The record is from RefSeq and is a predicted model, not a curated record. Lineage: Eukaryota; Viridiplantae; Chlorophyta; Mamiellophyceae; Mamiellales; Bathycoccaceae. The transcript has a single exon. Gene Ontology annotation, biological process: ergosterol biosynthetic process. The coding region runs from base 1 to 1044 and encodes 347 amino acids. Gene Ontology annotation, molecular function: iron ion binding; C-4 methylsterol oxidase activity.
AUGCGGCAGCGCGUGAAAACGACGUUCGCGCUCGUCGUCGCGAUCGCGCUCGCCCUCGGCGUCGCCCGCGUCGACGCGUUCGAGACGCUGACGUCACGAUUGGCUGCCAUGGGCUCAAAGUCGGAUUUUAUGUCGACGUUUACGGACCUCGCGCUGUCCGUCGAACGACGGGUCGACGGAGCGAUCGAGAAGGUUUGGAGCGAGAUCUUGGAGCGAUUCCACCCGUUCGUGAUCGCGGGACCCCUGACGUUCGCGUAUCAUGAGCUGGUGUACUUCGGCGCGUGGAUGCCGUGGUUGGCGAUGGAUCGAUUCGAGUACUUCCAAAAGUGGAAGAUCCAGCGAGAGAAGCGCCCGAGCGCGGAGAUGGUGAUGAAGUGUGUGGUGAAGCUGUUGAAAUCGCACGUGUUCGUGCAGUUGCCGAUGCAGAUGAUGUUUUAUUUCGUGGCGCCUUACUUUGGAUUUUCGCUCGCGCUCGAGGCGCUGCCGAAAUCAAGGGAUUUCUUGUGGCAGAUUCCCGUCUUCUUCGUCAUUGAGGACUUUUAUUUUUACUGGAUUCAUAGAUUCUUGCAUCACAAGCGCGUGUACAAGUACGUGCACAAGGUUCAUCAUGAGCACAAGUAUCCGUUCGGGAUUGCGGCGGAGUAUGCUCAUCCGGUGGAGACCUUCUUCUUAGGCAUCGGUACCUUGCUCGGCCCGCUGUUCUUCGCCAAGCACAUGGUAACCUUGUGGGUGUGGUUAUUUUUCCGUCUCCUCGAGACAGUGGAGGAUCACUCUGGGUACGAUGUGCCGUGGAACCCGACCAAUCUGAUUCCGUUCUGGGGCGGCGCUGUGCACCACGAUUUCCACCACAAGACGUUUGAGGGGCCGUAUUCGAGCGUCUUCACCUGGUGCGACUGGAUGUUUGGCACGGAUAAGGAGUUUAGGGCGCAUCAGGCCAAGCUUCGAGGUGGUAAGGAGUCGUGGGCGUACCCGGCGGUGUUCCGAGGGGCACCAAACGACCAGGCCCUGGCUGAGACGCGCGCCACCACAAAAAAGCUCGACUAG